GGGCGGCCCCAGGGGCGGGCGGUGCAGCCGGAAGAUCCCGCCCCGGUGGGGGCGGCACCGGGCGCGGCACAGGCCGGGCUGUCCCUUCGCGCUCCGCGCCGCCAUGGUGGGGAAGGCCAAGCGCCCGCGGCUGCACCGCACCGCCCCCCGGGCCUGGCCCGCCCGGGACCUGCCGCCGCUCCCCGCGCCCGAGCCGGGCCCCGGCCCCGGGAAGGACUGGGACUUCUCAUCUUCUGAUGUCUUUUCUGGGCUGAAGAUUGAUCCUGAUACCCUGGUCAAGAAGCUCGACUUGGACUCCAGAAGCAUCAUUUCCUCCAGGACAGAAAUAGAAAGUGUGAAGAUAAUGAAACAGAAGCAAAAAGCCGAAGCGAAGCGAAAAGCAACACCUGUGGUGGGAGACAUGCAGCCCUUGAUGGAAGCCCUACCUGAGCUCUCUGACCUGACCACAGGUGGCAGGGGCAGGAAGCCAGUGAAGAGCCAUAUAGCAAAGGCAGAACCAUCAGACUUCUGUCUGAUGAAACAAGCUCAGAAACAUCGGCUCCUAGAGGAGGAAGUGGCUCGGUUUCAUGAGGUUAUCACCGAUCCCAAGUACAGAGCCAACCCCCUCAUGGCCAUCAGCAACCACCUCUCUAAGAGGCUGAGGCUGGGGGAAGAAGGGAAUCCCUUCUAGAGUGUCAGCUGGGACCAGAGCAGCGCACCAGGGUGCAAAGUCUCUGGGCUGCGAAGGAGCACAUCUCUGACAUGACCUCUCAACCACUUUGGUCCUUGGAAGCAGUUCAGCAGAUAAUUAAAUCCAACAGCCCCGGUUUCUGUUUGCAAGAAUAACACAGCUCUCUCCUGAUAGGGGCAGCUGCCCCUUUGCAGGCAGUCUGCACGGGGCAGGGUGUUCUGUGGGAUCUUUGUACAGGCAUUAAUCUCCCUGCAAAGUGUCUUGAUACAUUUGCUCUUCUUGUGAGCAGGCACAAUUUCUGAAAUUGUGCCAAUGGCCAUGCAUCUGUUUUCUGUCCUUUCCCUCCCCUUCCUGACAACUCUGAAAAGAGAUUCCCAAGUGCUGUGUUGGAAUGGGUCAGGACUCCAAGCCCAAGAGACUGCUGGAGAUCUGUCAGGAUGAAUGCUGCUGUUCACAGACAUUGUUUUAUGUGAGAAAUUUAGCUUUGGAAUAAACACUUUCGUACAGCA
Molecule: messenger RNA, 1179 nt
Organism: Corapipo altera (White-ruffed manakin)
Lineage: Eukaryota; Metazoa; Chordata; Aves; Passeriformes; Pipridae
Gene: SLX9
Product: family with sequence similarity 207 member A
Exons: 5
Coding region: 104-670 (188 amino acids)
Biological process (GO): maturation of SSU-rRNA from tricistronic rRNA transcript (SSU-rRNA, 5.8S rRNA, LSU-rRNA)
Cellular component (GO): nucleolus; 90S preribosome; preribosome, small subunit precursor
Source: RefSeq, a predicted model, not a curated record